AUGUGGAUUCAUUUGCUUGUGAUAACACUGCUGGCUGCAGUCUACUGGAUCAGGCAACGGUUUGCCUACUGGGAAAAGCGAGGAGUGCCAUAUGUGCCACCAACCUUUCCUCAAGGGAAUUUGGCCGGUGUUGGUAAAAAGAGGCACAUGUCUGAGAUUUUGCAGAGCUGUUACAAGCAGCUGAAAAGUUCCGGUCGUCCAUACGGUGGUAUUCACUUCUUCAUCAAUCCCGUUGCGCUGCUGAUUGAUCCCGAUCUUAUUAAAACGGUGUUGGUGAAAGAUUUCCCUUACUUCCACGAUCGUAACCUGUACCACAACGAUCGGGAUGAUCCUCUUUCACGUCAUUUGGUGGCGAUGGAGGGAUCAAAGUGGAAAAACCUACGAGCAAAGCUUACACCUACCUUCACCUCCGGUAAGAUGAAGCUCAUGUUCUCCACUGUGACGGCUGUAGCGGAAGAGUUCGACCGUUGUAUGUCGGAUGAAGUGAAGAUGAACCCAGUGGUUGAGAUGAAGGAUCUACUAGCACGCUUCACCACGGACGUGAUUGGAUCGGUUGCGUUCGGACUAGAGUGCAACAGUUUGAAAGAUCCGGACGCAAAGUUCCGUGUUAUGGGUCGUAAAGUGUUCCAAGCGUCUCCGUACCGUGCGCUCAAGAUCUUUCUAGCCGCCCAGUUCCCAGAGAUAGCGCGAGCGCUUCACGUGAAGCUAACACAGCCGGACGUAUCGGACUUUUUCAUGGGCGUGGUGAAAGAUACGAUCGAUUUCCGGCGGAACAAUAAUGUGCAGCGAAAUGACUUUAUGAGACUGCUUAUGAAGGUCAUGAAGGAGCAGAUCGAGAACGGUGAAGCUGGCGGGGAUCUGAAAGAUCAGCUCACGAUGGAUGACAUUGCAGCGCAAGCGUUUGUGUUCUUCUUGGCUGGGUUUGAAACUUCCUCCACAGCGAUGUCGUUCUGUUUGUACGAGCUGGCCCUUAACCAGGAGCUGCAGGACAAGGCACGACAGAACAUCGCAGAAGUGUUGAAGAACUAUGACACUAUCAGCUACGAAGCGGUGCACGAGAUGAAGUACAUUGAGAUGUGUAUUAAUGAAUCUUUGCGAAAGUAUCCUCCAGCGACCACUCUUACCCGUCGAGUCGAGAAGGACUACCGAGUAGCGGGUACCGAUCAGGUGUUAGAGAAAGGAAUUAUGGUCGCUGUACCGGUGUACGCACUGCAUCACGACCCGGAACACUUUCCCAAUCCAGAACAAUUUGAUCCGGAGCGUUUUACAGCGAAACAGCCGGAAAAACGUCAUCCAUUCGCAUUUCUACCCUUCGGCGAAGGCCCACGUAUAUGUAUUGGGUUGCGGUUUGGUAUGAUGCAGGCUCGGAUUGGAUUGGUUUAUCUGUUGAAGCACUUCCGCUUUACGCUAGCGAAUGAUAGGAUGAGCGUACCGUUGAAGAUUUCUUCCGCAAGUCCUAUUCUUACGAUCGAUGGUGGACUUUGGUUAAAUGUGGAGCGAUUGUAAAGAAUCUUCCACAUGUCAAAGAUGUUCUGCAGCAAAUUUUAUACAAAAGUAUAAUUUCAAUGUUUUAAAUAAAGGUUUGUGUUUUAAAGUAGUAUGAGAAAUCAGUUUCCUCAA
Messenger RNA from Anopheles gambiae (African malaria mosquito), 1620 nucleotides. Its product is annotated as probable cytochrome P450 6a14. The transcript is spliced from 2 exons. Bases 1 to 1506 code for a protein of 501 amino acids. Gene Ontology annotation, molecular function: heme binding; oxidoreductase activity, acting on paired donors, with incorporation or reduction of molecular oxygen; iron ion binding. The record is from RefSeq and is a predicted model, not a curated record. NCBI's taxonomy places the organism in Eukaryota, Metazoa, Arthropoda, Insecta, Diptera, Culicidae.